Plasmodium inui San Antonio 1 is the source of this 5532-nucleotide messenger RNA. RefSeq lists its product as hypothetical. Gene Ontology annotation, molecular function: histone binding. NCBI's taxonomy places the organism in Eukaryota, Apicomplexa, Aconoidasida, Haemosporida, Plasmodiidae. The transcript has a single exon. Gene Ontology annotation, cellular component: condensed chromosome, centromeric region. Gene Ontology annotation, biological process: mitotic chromosome condensation; meiotic chromosome condensation. The record is from RefSeq and is a predicted model, not a curated record. The coding region runs from base 1 to 5532 and encodes 1843 amino acids.
AUGUUGCAAGGGAAGAUUAAAAAGUUCAAGCUACCCAUUAAUAAUAACAUCGACAAUUUUUUAAAGGACAUAAGCUUAAAAAAAAAUGAAUAUGUGUACGGGUGUGGGGCGGAAGAUAUAGAAAAUGUGAAUCUGAAGGCCGAGUGCAUAAUUAAUUAUUUCACUUUCAUCAACGAGAGUUAUGGCAAUCUGUUACUUCUGUUGUGUCAAGAGGGAUUUGACACUGUCCUGAAUUACAUACGCAUAAGUGACAAUUUAAACGAUGGAGAACAGGAGAAGAUAUUCGGCUGUCUAACUAUUCUAAUUGAAAAAAGUGUAGACGUUUUUAAAAACUAUUUGAAAUGUGUCGAAAAAUAUCAACAGAAAAAUGGGUAUUGUGAUAAUGGAGUGGAAAUGUUACAAUUUAUUCUAAACGAAAAUAAUAGCAUCAUGAAUAUGAUCAUUCAGUGUCUGGAAGAUAAUUACAAAGAGUAUUCUGUACAUGAAAAGAGGAAAAAGAAAUUUACCUUUUUCGAGAUCCACGAAAUUUUAACCUCCUACUUUAAUGCGCUAACAUUUAUUUACCUAAAUCUGUUUAAUUGUUAUUAUAACCAUAAUUUUUGUAAGCAACAGAAUUCCGAGAUGGUGGUUGUUAAUGUUCAGAGAGGGAGGAAAAAACUGAAAAAGGACAACGAUGAAGAAACAAAUGUCGCUUUGAAAAAUAUGAAUUGUCUUCUGAACAAUAUCAUUUUAUUGGUAAGCAACAUCAACUUUGACAUUUUAUAUGACCAGGUAAACAUCCCUGUGGUGGAUUUAUAUCUGCAGUUUUUUCUAAAUAUCUACACCAUUAACCAGGAAAAUAACAACAUGUUUAACAUGAGUACCUAUCAUGAUCACAUCUCGAUGAUUAUUGGGACCCUGUUGAAGAUGUACAUUAAGGAAGAGAAGGGAAGGGGUGGGGUUGGUGCUCUGUCCAGUAGGGGCAACACGAGCAGGGAGAGCCAUAAAGGUGGGGGAAAAAAAAGCGGUUCAUCGGGGUGGCGACACAGGGGAGAUUUCAGCGAGGGAUUAAGUGAAGAUAGUGAGGAUGGAGUUAACGACCAUAACAAAGGUGACUGUAGUGCCGAUCAGGGUGGUACUCAAGUUAAGGAGACGCGGAAGGACCCCCCUAAAGAAGAAGACAACAAGAGCGAAAAGUCAGUUGGCGAAAAAUUCUAUUCCUUCUCCUUUACGUACAUUUUUUUAAACAACUGCAAAAAGUGCACCACCGUGAAUAUCUGUGAUGCCCUGCUAAGGGUGAAGAACACGGACAUUCCGACAAUCAUUAUAAAGGAGUUUAUCGAUUAUAUAAAGGAAAAUUCGCUCCUCUACUUAAACCUGAGCGUACAAACACAUGCACAAAAUGAAAUAUUAAAUGUGCUGAAUUUUUUGGAGUACUUAUCGAAAAAUUUAAGUUUCCAUCUUCUGUCAUUUUUGAAAGACUUAAAGGACAUGCUGGGCAUUGAUAUUUAUUACAUUAGAAAAUCCAUUUUCGAGAUAUUUAAAAAUUUUAUAACUUUAGCCAAGGCUAGUGAGGAAGUGAACGAGGGGGGAAGUACGGACAAGGAUGGAGACUAUGGGCAUGUCACUCGUAGUGAAAGGUUUAAGAUGAACAUGGACACAGGAGAGUUGGAAGACGAUGACGGAGAGGAGGAAGAGGAUGAUCUAGAGGAAGAUGAUGAUAUAGACGGGGAGGAUGAUGUAGAGGGAGAUGAUGAUGGAGCGGGGGAAGCUGGAGGAUUCGAUGAAGAGGACGAAUCGGAGGAGACAGACCAGAACGACGAUAGCAGCGAGUUUUUCUCUCAAGGAGACGAUGAUGAGAGCCAGUCGUCCGAUGAGGAAUUUAAAAAAGGGAACGGAUCUAGGAAGAAGAAAGUAAACGCGAGAAGAAACAACAGAGGUGGUAGCAGGAAAAACGCGAAAAAGGGUUGCAUACUUAGGAAGAAGCAACAAGGACAGAACAGAAAAAGAAAAAAAAAAAAAAUGAACGCAUAUUUAAGGUCAUUUCGACAAAGCUUGAACGAAAGCAAAAUCAAUACGUACAAAGAUAUGAUUCACAAAAUAGUUAUGGAGGACAUUCCAUUUUUACAAUUAUGUUUUAGUGAGUGCUUAAAAAACAGAGCCUUUGUUAUGAACGUGUUGAUGUCGAGACAACAUGAUUCGAAGCUGCAUGUGCGUUGCCAUUUAUUAAAAGUCUUGCAGGAGCUAAUAGAAAAUAAUUUCAUCCCUCUCAACUAUUACAAUAACUUGUGUUUGAUAUGCAGCGAACGGAUAAAUGACAAGUCUCCACUGGUGAGGCAGAGGGCCUUUUCCCUCCUUUCGUGCAUAGCAAGCGACGUGGUGAAGAAUAAAUAUGUCAUCCCCCUGCACACAAAUAGGAUAAAGAAGGAGCUGGCGAACCUGAGCAGGAGGAAAGAGGCGAUGAAGAGGAAGGAGCUGUCCAGUGGAACGGGAAGGAAAAGAGUUAAUCUAUCAGACAGUGAUAGCAGUGAUGGGGGAGGGAGCGACAUAACAGAUCAGGGUGAAGUAAACGGGAAAGCGCAAAAUGGUAGUAAUCACAACGUCUCCACCGGAGUGAGCAACCAAGAGAGAACAAAGAAGAAUCACCAGAAUAAGUACGAUUUGUUAAUAAAAAUGUACAACGAAGUUUUAUUCAUUUCGAUUAUUGUUGACGAUUGUGUGGAACUCUGUUUCAGAUUGUUAUACUCCGUGGUGGAGACGGACCAAAAGAGUGCCAUCCGAUUUAUUAUACUAGCACAUAUGUGCGGAAAUAAGAAAGUAGAGGAACAAAUGAACAAAGUAUGGUCUCUAAUUUUUAGCAACAAUUCCAGCAUAGUAGAAAUUAUUAUCACUGAAUUUGUAAAUGUAAACAUAACUUGUGAUGACUAUCGAAUCAGUGCCUUUCGAUUAAUUAAUGUGUGUCUUAAUAGUAAGUUGAAGGAUCUGUCAUGUUUAGAGAAGAUAAUGGAGUGUCUAUUAAUGCAGGAGAAGUGCAGCGUAAGUGUUACCAAAUUGCUGGAUGAAUUAUUUAACAUAAUUUUUGUAGAUACAUUCAGUGAGAACAAGAAUUUGAUCAUCAAGGAAGGGGCUCUGUUGCUGAUGAAGAUACUCUGUUAUUCUAUCCACACGGUUAAUUUAAAAAAAGGGAAAAAAGAACAUCACUUUGUUUUUAGCAACAAAAGGAAGCAUCUCAUUUUGGUAUUCAUCAAUCAGUACAAGGAAAAUCUGCACUUUAUAAAUUUGCUAAUUUUAAUUUUGAGGUAUAAUAAGACGAAUAAAAUUGUCCAGAAUUUACUCAUCAUUUUGUUUAACCUCGUUUUUGAUCAUAUGUCUGAUGGGAAGGGCGAGAAAAAUGGAGAGAAUUUUUCUGCUAGUGAGAUGAGUCCCCGGGCAUCCUCCCUCGGGAAGAGUAAAGGUCGGCGCGCCAGCGUUAACGAUGUUGUAGUGAACACGCGCAGUGGGGAACCACCCGAACUGAUCGACUAUUUCCCUCUACACGAUGACAGGAAUGUGUGGUUCAAGUGUUGUCAGUCAAUUGUGGAAAGCAUGUACGAACACUUUGAUGACUUCCUUGCCAUCUUUGCGAUGAAGAUGAAGAGCAUGCUUAGUGCCAUCCUGUGUGGUGAAAACAAAAGUGCGAAUGAAGAUUUUACUGAGAGCAGAGGGGGAGACAGCUCGGCGUGCAGACUACGUAGCAAGGGAGUGGACGAGGCGGAAGAGAGCCCAGUAGACAAAUCAAGCAAGGUGUCCUGCUUCAUGCUAACGAAGUUCAUAUUCGUGUCAGGUCACCUAGGGUUAUAUACCUACAUAUAUGCAGAGAAGAUACAAAACAAUUUGAAAAAAAUCGCAUCGAAAAGUGACAGUAACUAUGGAAUGUGUACGAAGGAAGAAAAAGACAGAGAAUAUUUCGACUACGUGGUUGAAAAUAUGAUUGUAUGUAAUAAUCUGUUGGGAAAAAAAAUUCUGCCUUUAAUAUUUUUAAUUUUGAAUAACCCGGAAAGUUUUUUUAAUGACUGUGUAGUUAAGGGCGAAGCGGACGGGGGGAAUAAAUGGCCUCUUAAAAGUGGAACAUACCCUCCGUUUAAGGAUUCCGAUAACAUGAAGGGAAAUAUCUACAUGCAUUAUGAGAUGUACUUGCUCGUCCUGGUUUGUCUCCUAACCCUGUGCAAGUUUUGCAUAAUUUCGCAAAAGUUUUGCCAGAGCGUCAUGAGAGAUCACGUGUCGAUUAUACAGCUGAUUGUGUCCAUUAUAACGGAGGAGGGGAACUCCAUUUUUGAGUUGAAAACGGAGAUGUUGCUGGGAAAAGGGGGCGCCCCGUCCAAUGGAGACGACGCGAGGAACGACCGCAUGCUGAGAAGCGACAGCGAUGACAACGGCGGUGGUGGCCGUGGGGUGCCCCAUUUUUUGCAGUCCUUCUCUCGCAGGGGCAGAAGGAAGAAGGGAGAAGGCAAAAAGGAAGACAACCAUUUGUGUAUCGAAAAUGAGAAAGUGGAGAGAUUUGUCACCCAGGAGGAGGACAUCCAGGACGACCCGUGGAAUCUCUUUCGAAGCAGAAUCAUGUUCAGGACGGUCUCAAACGUACGAAAAAUGCUCCUAAUCAGUUACGCCGAUUUGUUAUAUAGGCACCCAAACUUAUUGGAGCCAUACAACAAGUACAUUUUUAAAGUUCUUAAUGAUAAAGACAUAAACCUGAGAAGGACAGCUGUCUCUGUUUUUACGCAUCUUUUCAUGACGGACACGGUGAAGGCCAAGAAUAUUUUGCUUGUCCAUAUGAUGUACUUAACCAUCGAUAAGGAUGAGAAGAUAUCGAGUGGGUCCAAAUCGUUCUUCUAUGAAUUAGACAGAAAGUCGCAUGUGACACUGGUCAACAACAUAUGUGACAUGAUUUCCGUCCUGGCGAAAAAUGAAAAGAAACUCAAGUACGAAAUGAAUAAAGAAAUCGAAGAAUUCCUUCUGAGCUUUAUUAAAAAGAGUAAAUAUAACGAAACGUUGGUCGAGAAGAUUUUCAAAAAAAUGAAAGAAGUCAAUAUUAACAACACCGACGCGCUGAAACUGUACAUGCAGGUCUUUCUAAACAUACAAAUUGAUGAGAAGGUGCUGAGUAGAAUGAAUAAAAACUUUCCUCUAAUCAGAUACAUCAUAAGGGAGAAUCAAUACAUUCAAGAUAGCUUCAUUCAUAUAUGUAAAAAGGCCACGGAGAAAAAGAGGGGAAGACCGGCAGAGGAAGGACAACACCAACAGCAGCAACAACAGCAGCAGUCGAACGCGUCCAACAAUGAAAAGGGAAAUAACGAACGGGUCGAAAAUGACAAAUUGGAAAAUAAAAUGAGGGAACUGGCUGAAGAUAUCCUAGGCAAAAUCGAGUCCACCACAAAUAAAUCCAAGAACGUUUCGAACGCUCAUGAGAAUGCAACAAAUGUUGUUUUGAAGGAGUCGAGAUGUAAGGAUGAUGACGAUGUGGUUCGAAAUGACGAGGAACUGAGUAUGAGCAGAAAUGAGGACGGUGGGACUUAG